GCGAAGCAAGUAAAAGGUUGAAAUCUCUAUGAUCGAAGUAGAACUAGUGAGGAAACAGUGUCCUUCCUUGCGGCUCUAUUCGUGAAAUGCAAAACACCUGUCUCCUACUCUAAACUCCUCUUUCGUUCGCUUUUCCCCUCCCCCAACACAACACAACAUUCUUUCGUGAAACUCAGAAAACCCUAAACCCCUCUCAAACCUUGUAGAUUCCGACAUCCUAGAAUUAGUUACUGGUUAAGUAGCUUAGCUUCACUCACUUUCUAUUUCUUCCAGAAUGCCAAAUCCAAAGCACAUUAUUCUGCAGAGCUUUGUCUUCCUCUGCCUGCUUCUUCAGGCAUCGUCAAAAUCCACGAUCGAGCCAUGCUCAAACUCCGACUCAUGCAACGCGCUUCUGGGCUACACCCUCUACACGGACCUCAAAGUCUCCGAGGUGGCGUCGCUGUUCCAAAUCGACCCCAUCUCGCUCCUCACCGCGAACGCCAUCGACAUCUCCUACCCCGACGUCGAGCACCACAUCCUCCCCUCCAAGCUCUUCCUGAAAAUUCCCAUCUCCUGCUCUUGCGUCGACGGCAUUCGCAAAUCCGUCGCUACUCACUACAAGACCCGCCCCUCCGACACCCUCUCCUCCAUCGCCGACGCCGUCUACGCCGGCCUCGUCUCCUCCGACCAGCUCCGCGAGGCCAAUUCCAUCUCCGACCCUUCGGUUCUCGAUGUCGGACAGAACCUCGUCGUUCCUCUUCCUUGCACGUGCUUCAACGGCUCCGAUAACUCUCUCCCCGCGAUUUACCUCUCUUAUGUUGUUCGCCCCGUUGAUACCCUCGCUGCCAUUGCUGCUAGGUACUUCACCACCCUCACUGAUUUGAUGAAUGUUAAUGCCAUGGGAAGCACUGCUAUUAACGAUGGCGAUAUCCUCGCUGUUCCAAUUCCCGCUUGUGCUUCGAAUUUUCCGAAAUCCGCCUCUGAUUUUGGCUUGCUUGUCCCUAAUGGAAGCUAUGCCAUUACCGCGGGGCACUGUGUGCAAUGUAGCUGUGGACCCAAAAACCUUGAUUUGUACUGUAUGCCGGCUUCUCUGGCUGUUUCUUGCUCCAGCAUGCAAUGUAGAGGCAGCAACCUUAUGCUUGGGAAUGUUACAGUGCAGCAGACUAGUGGUGGUUGCAAUGUUACGUCUUGCAAUUAUGAUGGCAUUGUUAAUGGCAGCAUUGUAACAACGUUGUCCCCCUCUCUUCAGCCUCGAUGUCCAGGGCUGCAGGAAUUCCCUCCCCUUGUUGCUCCACCUACAACCGUUGCAAGGGACACAGUGUUUGCACCAGCACCAGCACCACUGUUCGAUGGAGCUGGUCCAGCAUCACCCAAAUCCUCGCUGGUGCCUUCAGCGGGGCUUCCAGGAGGAUUCUCUCCUGCAAAUGGCCCUAUUAGCGGCAUUUCUUCCGGGGCUUCUGUUGCAUGCUCCUUGGUGAAACCAUUGCCCACUUUGACGAAUGCACUUGUGUUAUUGCUUGUCAAGUUGAUGAUACCUGUGGCAUUGUAAUCUUCUCAAUUUUGUGGGGGGUAUAGUUGGCCUGCUACUUGUGUUUGUCACAGGUGCACCUGUCUAUCGUAGUUGCUGAUAUUCAUUUUGUACUCUUGAACUGAUUCGUGAAUCUGGAAAACUAUGGGAUUUCGGGUUUCCUCUCACGCUUAGCCAUAUAUUAUUUGGUGCUUUGCUGAAUUAUCGUGUUUAUCUACUGUCAGUAAUUUUAGGUAUAAUCUAUUGUCAAUCUGUAUAGAAGCUCUAAAUCGGUUU
Molecule: messenger RNA, 1783 nt
Organism: Glycine soja
Lineage: Eukaryota; Viridiplantae; Streptophyta; Magnoliopsida; Fabales; Fabaceae
Product: lysM domain-containing GPI-anchored protein 1-like
Exons: 5
Coding region: 275-1528 (417 amino acids)
Source: RefSeq, a predicted model, not a curated record